UGCAGAAGCGAGAGAGGGAGGGAGAUGUGAUGAGUGCUCGGUGCUCCCUGAAUGGCAGUGAUGAGCCACAAUUAAGUCACUGCCAUUAACCACGGGAGAGACGAAAAGGGGGCACACGGAAUCGGAGCUGACGACUAACUGCAGAGGCAGACGACGACGACAACAAAACUGGACACACGACAGGCUUCUGUAAUGAUCUCGCCACCGUGCAAUAAUGGAUGUUCAGGCGAAUGCUGGAGGACAAUGCAGCUCCCCAUGUCCUUUAAUCUUGGUGCUGAAGACAGGAAGUGGACCAUGCAUGGACGUGGACAAAGGUCAUCACACGAACGUCCCCUGUGAAAGUCAACGGGAACACGAGGCGUUUGCCCGUCGACUGCACUUCACGUUGUUUGCUGUGGUGGUCACGUGAGGGCGAGAGCCAAUCACAGCCGUGUCCUGCAGUCGCACGUCGUGUCAUCUUUUCUACACACCGACGACCAGUCAGCUCACCGGAAGUGUCGCGGUGACUCGACUCCACCUUGCCGGGAGGUAGGUGCCCAACACGCUGCGCGGACCUGAUCCGGUCCGGCGGCCGGUACGCUGCUGCUGGCGGCCGCCCACGGCAGGUGCUUGACUCGGCUCACGUUAUCUGGUCCUCACGUUGCCGCUGACGAUGCGCCCGGUGCCUCCCAUCCUCCUCCGCCAGGUCGAUCGUCCAGAUGAGUCGCAGGUGCAGAGGGAAGUUUCCCCUCCAGCGACCCGAGGAGGGAGGCGGAUGAUUGCACGGCGGUUCCCAUGUACGGCGUGACGGUGUGAGGCCGCUGCAUGAGGCAGCCAGGACAAACAUGAUGGAGGAGGCUGCCAGCCAACUGGAGAGGGAGCAUGUGCACAGUGUCUACGACAAGAUUGCUCCGUAUUUCAAUGACAGCCGCUACACGGCAUGGCCAAAAGUACGUCAGUUUCUGCUGGACCUGCAGCCGGGGAGCAUCGUCGCUGACGUUGGUUGUGGCAAUGGCAAGUAUCUCCACAUCAACAAGGAGGUGUUCAAGCUGGGGUGCGACGUUUGUCGCCCCCUGGUGGACUUUGCCUGGAACCAAGGGCACGAGGUGCAGAUGUGCGACGGGCUGCAUUUGCCUUUCAGAGACGGCUGCUUCGACGCUGUGCUCUCCAUUGCAGUCAUCCAUCAUUUGUCCACCAAAGAGCGCCGUAUCCGAGCAAUAAGGGAGAUGGCUCGCACCCUGCGAGUGGGUGGACGCAUUAUGAUCUACGUGUGGGCCAUGGAGCAGAAACGCCGUAAAUUUGAGAAACAGGACAUUUUCGUUCCGUGGAACCCCAACCCCUAUUCAGCCUCCGGCUUCAACAGGGAGCACGGCAAAUCCAGAAGGAGGGCCACAGCACAGAGCGUGAGCGAAGCCAUAGACAGCACUGAAAAGCACAGGAAGGUUAGAAGCACAUCCUCCGUCGCAGACGAAGAAGACCUGACCUGCACCACGCCGCAGCAGAGGACUCAGAGACUGUGGUUCUUCUCCAGGUCUCUGGAUUCUGUGUUUGACUUUGGCUGUUUAGCCAUCUCCCGGUCAUCCUCCAGAGAGCUGAGCACUUUAUCUUCACCCACAGGUGAAACUGAGGGGAACAAGGCAAGUCGGUGUGGGAGAGGACGAGGCCUCAUCAAGCAGGUGUCCAGCUUCUUUUCUCCGCCGUCUGUGAUCGGAUCCGAGGAGGACGUCUUUGACUCGCUCACAGACCUGCACAAGGGACACAGUGAUCCUGGAGGCAACAAUAACACCCCUGGCAACAACGGCACAGAAAAGCAGAGUGUGUCAUUAUCUCUAGCCCAGGAGUGUGGCUCUGUGGCCCUGCCAGACCUGGUGCCUUUCCAGAGGGAGCAGCUGAAGCAGUCUGGAGACGAAAGUGACGGAGGGCCACCGGGAGAGGAGCAGCCAGAAAGCACAGCGAGUCCUCGGGGGGGCGGGGGGCAGGUGGAUGGCUCCUGCCUGAGGUACUAUCACGUCUUCAGGGAGGGAGAAUUGGCAGAGCUGAUAGAGAAUCAUGUGGAGGAGCUUCAUGUCAAACACACCUAUUUUGAUCACGCCAACUGGUGCGUGGUGGCAGAGAGAGUUCAGUUGUGGAAAAUAUGAUUUUAACCAGUUUCAUUUUUUACUUUGCAUCAACUCUGCCUCAAGUUUUAACAGUGAAUCACACAUUUGAUGAUGAUCACAUUCUUGCAUCUGAAAAAUGUGUUAAGCUACAGAUGUGGCCAUUGUUGAAGGUACACUACACAGUACGGUUAUGGGAAAAUGCUUUUUUAUGAUUCUAUUUUUAGUUUUUGUUAAGUAGUCCUGGAACAGCUGCGUGGGAGAUGUAUCCAUAUCUAGCUUUAUUUUAGACGGCAUCACUGUAACGUAUUUGCACAGAGGAUGUUUAACGAUGGCUAUCACUGUAUACGACACCAUGUUUUUAAAGUAUUUAUUCUAUCUCGAUACGUGAAACCAACAAGCAGUAUCCAUAUGUACAGUGUCUGCUCCCUUUUUGUAUCAAUAGUUUGAUUUUCUUCAUCAAACCAUAGGAUUUUAACUUUUUUAAUAGAGGGUUUCUGCAGCGGAGAUGUUAUGAAAUGCACUGUUUUUCUCCUUUAACUUAAUAUUAGUCAAAGGAGAACUAGUCCAGCAGGGGUGGGGAACCUUUUGCUAUCAACGGCCAAUUUCAGUUUUUGUAACACUGUCCAAGGACCAUAGGCGUACUAUAUUUGUGAAUACGUACAGCAUAUCACUCUAACCUCUCAAAUGGGGCGGGAGGAACUGUUUCUCUUUGGCCUGGUGUCUGAUGUCACACGGCAGCGAUGCAUGCUGAUGGUACUAGCACCUGGUUUCGGGUGAGUCAGUCCUGAGUGGAACUUCAGAGUCCGUUUUGGAUAUGGUCCCACACAGAGAAUGCAAACGUCAGCGCGUGUCGUCAGAAUGGGAGGAUCCUCAGGACGUACAUACGCAGGUUUUAAAUCUCGAGUAGAGGGAGGUUGUUGUACCUUCCUCUGAGCUCAUUGUUGCUUCGCAGCUCAGUGGUUUUGUGUUCUUGUACGCUGUCAGGUACAUUAACUGCUUCAAUAUUAACUGUUGUUCUUGCACAGUUGGAAAAUGAAUUGAGUGCACUGGCCUUUUUCGUCCCUGCAAACUAGGCACACUGGUUUGCCUUUGACAUCAAUAAAACCGUUUGUCCAUUUCUCUUAGAGAGCACAAGAUUAUGCAUCUGCCUUUCUUUUCUGCCAUGAUGCAUGUCAGGGAUGACACGUAACAACUACCUGUGUGUGUGUGUGUGUGUGUGUGUGUGUGUGUGUGUGUGUGUGUGUGUGUGUGUGUGUGUGUGUGUGUGUGUGUGUGUGUGUGUGUGUGUGUGUGUGUGUGUGUGUGUGUGUGUGUGUGUGUGUGUGUGUGUGUGUGUGUGUGUGUGUGUGUGUGUGUUUGGCUCACACUGAAUGAUAAGCUAGGCCACUGUUCUAUUACAUUUUGAUAAAUAUUUUUCUUUUAUCACAGGAAAAAUGAAUCGAUGUCAAGAGAUUUUUUAUUUUUGUAUGCCUGAGUUUGUUUGUUUUAUCUAUAAAUUAAAAACCCCUGGGCCGAAAGUUUUCCCCACCCCUGGACUACAGUAUACUCUUCCAUUCCUCUGUUUUAAAGGUUCAGUGUGUAGCUUUUAGUGACUUCCACAUAUUGCAACCAACAUAUUGAACUGAAUACCUUCCAAGUGUUGUGAGAACCUACACAGUGGGACCACUACUUAAGGGUCUUGCGUCAGUGUAUAAAGAAAACCCAACAAUUCUAGUUUUAGAUGAUUAUAUACUAUAAUCGUAUUCCAUUUCUACCGAUAGAGCGGCCCAAAUCCUGCACUCUGGACCUUUAAUGCAUUAAUUACAGUGGGAAAUUCAGAUUUUACUCCGUGUGUCUGCCUGUUUUACAACUGCACGACCCUCAGCUCUGAAUUCAGAGCUAAACUAGCAGGAAGUGUCUGUUUUGUACAUUUUGAUGAGACUUUCUGUAAACUGCUUGUGUAAUGUAUCAUAAACACUAUUAUACAGUCAGAAGAGCUCAAAGUUGUGCAGAACAUCUUCCAAAAUAUUUUGGUUAUUUGCUCGUUGUUUUAUUCUCCCAAGUGUUUCAAAGAUUAUGUAGUCAGUGUGUGUGUGUGUGUGUGUGUGUGCUUGAUGUUGGUAUUUGUGAUAGUUGUGGAUUGUCUUGUAAUAAGCUGAAUAUGCCACGAGUAUGUCAGCAAAUCAACUGCCUCCAAUACUGUGAAUAAUCAUUGCACUGUAUCACUAAUAUGCCGCUGCUUGACGUGAACGACAAAUGCAGGUGAAACUUGAAACAUGCUGGUUCUCUGUAUCCACUGUGCCAAGGACGAUGCACAUCUUCAUCAGUACAGUAUGUGUGGACCAACUGUGUUUGCUCUGAAGUGACACUGGUAACCUAAUGUCUUAUAUGACCUCAUGUAAAUGCCUUUUGAGUUUGAAGUUGUUUUUCCUUAUUAAAUAUUUUCAAUCAUG
Molecule: messenger RNA, 4510 nt
Organism: Scophthalmus maximus (turbot)
Lineage: Eukaryota; Metazoa; Chordata; Actinopteri; Pleuronectiformes; Scophthalmidae
Gene: trmt9b
Product: tRNA methyltransferase 9B
Exons: 7
Coding region: 825-2117 (430 amino acids)
Biological process (GO): tRNA wobble uridine modification
Cellular component (GO): nucleus; cytoplasm
Molecular function (GO): tRNA binding; S-adenosylmethionine-dependent methyltransferase activity
Source: RefSeq, a predicted model, not a curated record